UACGAUUCCACCAUAGUCGCAACGGUGCAGGCGGGAGAUUUGGCGGCGGUACGAGAAGCUCUGCAAAAGGGAGCAAACGUCGAUGCUCAGGACAGCAACGGCAACAGUCUACUGCACCUAGCCUGCGAGGCCAACAACCUGGAAAUGGUGGAGCUUCUGCUUAACUACGGUGCGGAUCCCAAUCACAAGGAGGAAACUGAUGGUGUCACGCCACUUCAUCUGGCUGUCUCGUUGGGAAGCCUGUACGGCGUCAAGCUGCUUCUGGUGCGGAAGGCGGAUCCCAACAGACGCGAGAAGAACGGCAGGACGCCUCUACGACGAGCCUGUGGAGAGGGUCAAAUGGACCUUGUCCAAAGUCUAAUCGAGCAUGGCGCUAAAGUGGAUGAAAUCGAUUGGCACGAUCGAACAUUGCUUCACGUGACUGCAGCUGAUGGGAAUGCAGCUACCUCUAAACUGCUCAUUGAAUUUGGUUGUCCACUGGACGCUCAGGAUGACCAACUAUUGACCCCUCUCCAUAUCGCCUGCCUGAAGGGUCAUCUAAAAACGGCUGAAGUGUUGAUGGAGGCCGGUGCGUCAUUGCAUUUGAGAGACGUGUGUGGCCGAACAGUCGAAGACUGCGCUGAGGAAUCGGGAAACGUCCCACUUCUACUAUUUAUCCAAUCACUGCUAGAGGAGAGCACAAACUCGGAGGAUCCUUCGUCCGAAUAG
This is a messenger RNA of Dibothriocephalus latus, 708 nucleotides long. NCBI's taxonomy places the organism in Eukaryota, Metazoa, Platyhelminthes, Cestoda, Diphyllobothriidea, Diphyllobothriidae. The record is from the annotation of a GenBank genome assembly.